Striga hermonthica is the source of this 1062-nucleotide messenger RNA. NCBI's taxonomy places the organism in Eukaryota, Viridiplantae, Streptophyta, Magnoliopsida, Lamiales, Orobanchaceae. The record is from the annotation of a GenBank genome assembly.
AUGGGCAGACAUUCUUGUUGCUACAAGCAGAAACUAAAGAAAGGGCUUUGGUCCCCCGAAGAAGAUGAAAAACUUAUAAAGCACAUAACCAAAUACGGCCAUGGCUGCUGGAGCUCUGUUCCUAAGCUAGCAGGGCUGCAAAGGUGUGGCAAAAGCUGCAGAUUGAGAUGGAUCAAUUAUCUGAGGCCUGAUUUGAAAAGAGGUGCAUUUUCUGAGGAUGAAGAGAAUUCCAUUAUCGAGCUGCAUGCACUUCUUGGAAACAGGUGGUCGCAAAUUGCGGCACAGCUGCCGGGCAGAACAGACAACGAGAUCAAGAACCUGUGGAAUUCAUCACUCAAGAAAAAGCUAAGGCAAAGAGGCAUAGACCCCACCACGCACAAGCCCCUCCCGAAGCCCGACGAUCAAGAAAACGCAGCCUCGUCCGCCAACACGCAAGGAUCGAGCGAGGUCAGCUUGGUCGAGAAUCCAACCGACAGCCUGCCGGAAGAGAAGAAGCCCGUCCGGCCCAAUUAUCCUCUCGUCGGAAAUCACUGCACCCCCCCUGUACCCGAUAAUUCGCUCGCCUUGAUCAGGAGCCUCGGGCACGCGCCGUGCACCGGGCUUUUGCCGAAUUCGAAUGCAACCCAUUUCUUCAGCCCGAACCCAAAGCCUUUCGAGCUGCUUUAUGAUGAUUAUUAUUAUUCCAAUCCUUAUGCUGCUGCUACGCCAACCUCUGCUUACAGCUGGGCCAACACACACAAAAAGCCUCCAAAUUUUCAUGAGCCUCAAGAGAACUGCAAUUUUCUCACUAAUUACACUAAUGACACCAUCAUCAUCAACAACAACAAUAUUAAUAAUAUUAUUAAUAAUAAUGGGUUUCAAGUCGAAGAAGAUAUGAAGUGGGCAGAGUAUAUGCAGACUCAAUAUUUACAGGGGAACGCCGGCGUUGACCAUGGUCAAAAUUCAGAUGAAGAUAUGUAUGGAGGAAAAUCAAGGUCUCAUAUUCAGGAUCAACAGUCUUUAUUAAUUCAAGGUGCAGAUUAUUUUCAGAGGAUUUCAGCAGCUUUUGGACAAUUUUCUUAG